Molecule: messenger RNA, 1453 nt
Organism: Calidris pugnax (ruff)
Lineage: Eukaryota; Metazoa; Chordata; Aves; Charadriiformes; Scolopacidae
Product: retinol dehydrogenase 8-like
Exons: 6
Coding region: 18-860 (280 amino acids)
Biological process (GO): estrogen biosynthetic process
Cellular component (GO): cytoplasm
Molecular function (GO): estradiol 17-beta-dehydrogenase [NAD(P)+] activity
Source: RefSeq, a predicted model, not a curated record
GAACAUUGUAUGCCACAAUGCGGAAUCUGGCCAAGAAAGAGCCACUUGAGGAAGCCGUAGGUCGCAGGCUGGGCAAAACCCUGGAAAUUAAACAACUGGAUGUCUGCGAUGAACAGUCUAUUAAAACUUGUGUCAAUAGUAUCCCCGACAGAAGGAUCGAUGUCCUAGUUAGCAAUGCUGGAAUGGGGCUCAUUGGACCUAUUGAAUGUCAGACCAUAGAUGAAAUGAAAACUGUGAUGGAUACCAACUUCUUUGGACUGGUUCGACUCCUGAAGGAGAUUUUGCCUGAUAUGAAGAAAAGAAAGAGCGGGCACAUAGUUAUAAUAAGCAGUGUUAUGGGAAUACAAGGUAUCUUAUUUAAUGACGUUUAUGCUGCAUCCAAGUUUGCUGUGGAAGGAUUCUGCGAAAGUUUAGCUAUACAAGCACUCAAGUUCAAACUCCAGUUAAGUUUGAUUGAACCGGGCCCCGUGGUUACAGAGUUUGAAAGAAAAGUGUUUGAAGAUGGAAUGAAAAUGGAUCUUUCAGCUGCAGAUGAGGAAACAGCUGAGAUGUUUACUAAUAUUUACCUUAAAAAUUACAAACAAAUUUUCCAGAGCCUGGGACAAAGUGCUGAAGAUGUUGCAGAGCAUACGGUAAAGAUAAUUCUUGCAGAAAAUCCACCAUUUCGCCAUCAGACCAACACCUUGUAUACUCCAAUGACAACCCUAAAAUAUGCAGAUCCAAAUGGAGAUCUACCCAUUGAUAUAUUCUACAAAAUGGUUUUUCAUCAUGACAAAAUCUUCAGUGCAAGUCUUAACUUUAUCAAGUUGCUAAGGUGGAGAAGUAGAAAGAGCUUUGACCUGGGAAAACCCUCACAAUAAGGAUGAGAUUAUAUAGUGCAAGUUGGAAUUACUUGUUGUAGCUACUGAUAAUGCAGUGUGCUGUUAUUCAAAUGCCUUUGCUCUCUAAUUGUGAAAAUGCAUUCAAGGUGUUUAUUUGAGCUUAGCUAAGAUAUUCAGCUCAAUGCGUGUAUCUUGAACUUUACAGUUUGCAGAACCUUGAAACUAAAAUCCUCUAACUAUAGGUUUAUUCUGUUUAGUGUUUGCUUUUUAGAGAGAUCUGUUUUCAUGGGAACAUAAACAUUGACUGAUACUUGGAUAUUCGCUAUUAACCCAAUCCCCUUCACGUCUUAGAGUAUAAUACAUACUGAAAUGUGUAUUGUAUGUAAAUUAUUUAGAUUGUUAAUAUUAUAAAAAUAUUUUAACUUUUUACUUAUUAAAAUGUAAUAGAAUUAGUAUAGUAAUCAAUCACAAUAGAAUUCUCAUUUUCAGAAAGCAGGUCUAUUUACCAGUAACAUAAAAAAAACACUCAUCAAUCUUAAAAUGUCACAACUAGAGUAUUUAUGACUCAUAUGUAUGUUAUAAUAUUCUGAACAUGCAGCGUUUACUGGCAUAUUACACAUAGUGGACAAUAA